AUGGCUAGUCCCCUCCCCACAAACAUCGACGCGUCAUUCGAGAGCGAUGUUCAUGGCCUCAAGACGGUCACCGCCGAACAGCAGAAUGAGCGACUCCCCUGGCCACCCCACACAAAAGGAGCUAUCUUGCAACGUGAAAAGCAGGCCUUCAAAAGGUCGGCCAUUACUGCGGGUCUCGUCGACGAGCACACCGACACCAUCCUUCCGCGCACCAGCGUCCGUCCGCACUUCCAUUUCGCUCCCAUCGGCGCCGAGACUGCCCACAUCCGCAAAGACAAAACCGCCGGUUUCGUGUGGGCUCCCAAGCAUGCACGUUCGGUCUGCGAGAGCGGGGACUGGGUCGUGCACGCGGGCAUCCAACGUCUGGGUCUGCCAUUCAAGAGCAUUCCUGCCGCGGGCGACGAAGGGGACGAAGACGACGAGGAGCCAUUCUUCAUCCAUCCCGGGAGCAGCGACGAAGACGAGUGCACGUCCUCGGAUCAGGAGGACUCGGCCGGAGGAUCAGAGACGGACGAGGAUGACGAGGAUAAAGAGAACGCCGCGCUGCUUGAAGGGCGCACGGUCAGGGGCUCGGGUUCAAUCUUGAGUUUGCGGCCGCAGUUGAAGGCGUUCGGGCGGGCCCUGUGGCCGUCUUCCGCGAGAGCAAGAGUAGUGCUCGGAGACUUGGCGAUCUUCCCAGGUGUACGCGCGAAGUUGUGA
Mycena citricolor is the source of this 699-nucleotide messenger RNA. NCBI's taxonomy places the organism in Eukaryota, Fungi, Basidiomycota, Agaricomycetes, Agaricales, Mycenaceae. The record is from the annotation of a GenBank genome assembly.